Patella vulgata (common limpet) is the source of this 12190-nucleotide messenger RNA. RefSeq names its product neurogenic locus Notch protein. Gene Ontology annotation, biological process: heterophilic cell-cell adhesion; establishment or maintenance of epithelial cell apical/basal polarity. Gene Ontology annotation, molecular function: serine-type endopeptidase inhibitor activity; calcium ion binding. Gene Ontology annotation, cellular component: protein-containing complex; extracellular region; plasma membrane. NCBI's taxonomy places the organism in Eukaryota, Metazoa, Mollusca, Gastropoda, Patellidae. The transcript is spliced from 62 exons. The record is from RefSeq and is a predicted model, not a curated record. The coding region runs from base 143 to 10543 and encodes 3466 amino acids.
GUGUCAGUUGGUGUUCGACCACAAAGCUGACAUGGUGUACUUUUAACGUACUAAAUAUCUACCAAGAUUUUGUUUCGAGUUUAUUUUUUUAAGGAGUAUUAGUUUAUUUGAUCAGAGUUCCAGGUGGAUAAAGAUAUCUACCAUGUCAGGUAAACUGGUCUACCCAGUCCUACUAGUGACGAUUAUCUGUAUCUUGCCAGUAACAGCACAAGAUCCGUGUUUUAAUAAUCCAUGUUUAAAUAAUGGAAGUUGUAUGCGCGAAGGAUCGACCUAUACCUGUUCCUGUAUGAUGGAUUACACUGGUAAAAACUGUGAAAUACUUCCACAAGCGGUUUUAUUUGGGUCGGAUACUGCCGCAAAUAAAACAACAACCACAUCAUAUCCAGAUAAAUGUUAUGGCAAUCCCUGUUUGUAUAAUGGAACAUGUAUCAAAUUAGAAAAUGGAGAUUUUAAAUGUAACUGUCUUCCAGAAUACUACGGGAAAAUGUGCGAAUUUGAAUAUACCUUUGAUUUCCCGUGUAAUGGUAGCUACUGUAGAAAUGGCGGAUCAUGUAUUAAUUCCACCUGCUAUUGUCAAGAUGGUUACGAUGGUAAAUCGUGUGAGUUCAUGUCCACAGCUGUUCCAGCUGUGACGCAACCAAAUCGGCAUGCCAAUGCGUGUAAUAACAUUACUUGCUACAAUGAAGGAUCCUGCUUUAUGGACAAUGGUAACGCUUAUUGUUACUGCUUUGGUAAAUAUACAGGGAUGUAUUGUGAAACCAUAGUUGAAACAACCACAAACUACCCAUCGACUUACUCCUCGACAAAUGGAAAUGAGAUGGAUUGUUAUGGUAUGACUUGUUAUAACGGGGCGUCGUGUGUCAUCAACUCUGCUGGACCAAUUUGCAAGUGUGUCGGCCAGUAUACCGGAAAAUCAUGUGACACAGCAAUGCCCUCUACCCCGCCUACUUCACCGCCAGAAUGUAAUAAUUACCAAUGUUACAAUGGUGGUAGUUGUUUUGUUUUGGUAGGCUUACCUACUUGUAACUGUUCACCUGGUUUUACGGGAAUGAAUUGUUUAACUCGAUUAACAAGCAGUAACAUAACUACAACAACAUCUGGGCCGGGGACAAAUUGUAACGGACGCUAUUGUCAGAAUGGUGGUUCCUGUAGGAGUUUGUCUAACAGAGACUAUUGUGUUUGUGGACCGGGUUAUUACGGUGAAUGGUGCCAGUUUUAUAAACCACUCUCAACAACUUCUGCACCUUUGAAUUAUUGUAACGGAAGUUACUGUCAAAAUGGUGGAUCUUGUCGGAGUUCGUCUAACGGACACUACUGUCAUUGUGGACCAGGUUAUUAUGGCGAAUGGUGUCAGUAUUAUAACCCUUUGUCAACAUCUUCUUCGCCUUUGAAUUAUUGUAACGGAAGUGAUUGUCAGAAUGGUGGAUCCUGUUGGAGUUCGUCUAACGGAGACUACUGUCAUUGUGGUCCGGAUUAUUAUGGUAAAUGGUGCCAAUAUUACAAGUCUUCAUCAACAACAGCUGGGCCUGGGACAUAUUGUAACGGAAGUUAUUGUCAAAAUGGCGGAUCUUGUUGGAGUUCAAAUGAUGGAGAUUACUGUAGUUGUAGACCGGGCUACUUUGGCCAAUUAUGUCAGUACUGGGAUUACAACACUAAUUGUGGUGGCAGUUAUUGUCAAAAUGGCGGGUAUUGUUAUGAUUCAGCCCACGGACGCUAUUGUGUUUGUUUUGGUGGCACCUCUGGUCAGUUUUGUCAGUUUAAUGCAUCCAUGGCAACACCUGAACCUGAUAAUUACUGUUAUGGUGGCCAUUGUCAAAACGGAGGCACCUGCUUGACAACGGCCAAUGGUAAGGCUUGUUAUUGUACGGCUGGUUAUACGGGACAGUGGUGCGACUGGUACAAUACGUCAUCCAAUGGUAACGUGACAUCUAACCCUAAUCAUGAAUGUAAUGGAGGUUAUUGUCAAAACAGGGGCACUUGCCAGGGUUCACCUAAUGGCGACUAUUGUAGUUGUGAACCAGGCUACAAAGGACAAUGGUGUGAGUUGCAGAUCACUUUGAGCACGACCGCUGGUCCAAGCUAUUUCUGUAAUGGUGGGUAUUGUCAUAACGGGGCCUCCUGUUGGGGAUCACCUAGUGGGGACUAUUGUAAUUGUGGACCAGGGUAUACAGGAAAAUGGUGUGAAUCGGUUAUGUGUAAUGGCGGAGUUUGUUAUAAUGACGGGUGGUGUAUGAAUUCUACUAAUGGAGAAUAUUGCACAUGUCAAUAUGGCUACACUGGUGCUUACUGUGAAACAAUGACAGAAACAUCACACGAUAAUUCCUGUUCACAACGUAUUUAUGAAUGCUCAAAAAUUGUGGCAAACUAUGGUUCCCAAGCAAUGCUGAAUCCAGAGGUCUAUUGCCGGGUGACCAAGGAGUUCAUGAAUUGUUAUUAUAACGUAUCUGACAUCUGUUCUUUAGAAGAAACAGUCGUGUCUGCCUUCAAUCAAAGCCGGCAAACCUACGAUCAAUUAUGUUAUGGUCAAGAUACAUCGUGUUUGAACGAAUUCUUGCAAUGUGGCAAUUUAAGCUUACAGUCUGCACAAUAUGCCUUUUCAAGUGAUAAGAUGUUAUUUUGCAGUUAUACCAGGAGAGCUAUUGAUUGUUUCGGGAAAUUAGAAGCCAAUGAUAACUGUACAGUACCUAAUAUUACUUCUCAAAUGCGAACAUCUCACCAAGAUAUGUGUCCCGACGAUAACACUUCAUCAUGUCCACCAGGUUUACCAGUUGCUAACUGUUUUAUCGAUCCAUGUCUUUUGGCAUCUUGUCCAGGACAUCCAAAUGCCAUAUGCAGAGCAAAUUAUUGUGGUGUUUGUAGUCAUGACUACUAUGAUGAAUACAAUCGAAUGGUCAACUGUAAUAAUGCCACCACUCUUCAAGAACAAAGGCUACAGUGUUCAGAACGAUUUCUUGAAUGUGCCAGUAACUUGACCACCAACUACUCUGGGAACAAUUUCCUUAAUCCUGAUAAUUACUGCAAGUUAGCCAAGGAAUCAUUGAACUGUUCUGAGCAAGUUCUACGAGACUGCAGCAAUGUUAUGAACCUGUCAUCAGAACUACGACAAAGUCGACAGAUGUAUCAACAAAAUUGUGAAGACGGAGUAACCCCACAAUGUCUUCAGGAAAUGUUACGAUGUAGUAACUAUAGCAUGGAAGCUACAAGAUUGAUAACCACGUCUGGAAUUACAAACACGACCCUCUACUGCAGUUUACUGAAUGAUUAUCUAAGAUGUGCAGGCCAUCUGAGGAACUGUUCCAAUUUUACAUCUGCUAUGGAACAAGCUAAAUCUUAUGUACAAAAUUUAUGCGGACAAGUUAUGGAUCCAUGUAUGAAUAAUCCAUGUAGUAAUGGUGGUUCCUGUUUUAAUGAUAUGAAUUCAACCAGAGGUUAUACAUGUCAGUGUUACGAGGGACGAUACGGUGAUAACUGUCAAGCACGUCUUUGUGACUAUUUUACCUCUGAUCCAUGUGGUCCGUAUGGAAAAUGUUUGGGUCUCAUAGAAACGGGUGAUAUGUGUACCUGUCCCUUAAAACGUGAAGGUAUAUUCUGUGAAGUUAAUGAUUAUGAAUCAGUGUAUGGUGAAUGUCCUAAGAGAAGAAGAUUGAUCAAAUAUAUCAUGGAAAUAUUAGGCGGUAAAACUCCUACACCAUAUCAACUCAAUACGUCUGUUUCUCAUAUUUUACGUGAUAUUAAUGUAAGUUGGUUACAGAUGCCGAAUUGUACAGACCGGGGAACAUACUCACCUAUCAUGAUGGAGUUUAACGUAUUUAAUCUAACACAGAAGAUAUAUUAUUGCGUUGACCCAUAUGGAGACCGACUGAAAUAUUCAUACGAGUCUACACAACAACCAAAUUGUUCAGCUGUAGUGAAUGGGUUAUGUAACUCCAACCCAUGCCGUAAUGAAGGUGUGUGCCACAUGUCUUACGACUACAACAACGAAUCGUACUGGUGUGAAUGCAAACCUGGUUUUUAUGGUUCUACAUGUGAAGUGUCCGUCUGUGCUGGGUUAGAAAUUAAUCCGUGUAGUUCGAAAGGAGGUUUAUGUCUAGGAGAUCUGGAAACUGGAAAAUUCUGCAACUGUCCUGCUGGAAUAACCGGACCCUUCUGUGACCGAUCUGGAAAUGAUAGUCUUUUGACAACAUGUCAAAGACUGCACGAGUUGUCAGUGGUUGCAGAACAGUAUUUAAAUGGAUCUCUAACAAUCUCAUUCUUCAAUGUUGGUCAAAUGAUUAGAGAUAUGGCCAGCAACAUCAACAUGAAGACCAUGUGGCGACCAUCUUGUUCCGGAACUGGGAAACCAUUGAAUGUUGGGUGUACCGUGGACAUACUAAACACUACGAGAAAACUAUGCUAUUGUACGGAUGGACAUUAUCAGCCGCUCCCCGAUGCCCGACCUUCCUAUGAUGGACUGCCCAACUGUUCACGUUCUAACAGUCCCAACAUUACUACUGAUAUGAAACCAGGAAUGUGUCCACGAGUAGCCCCUGGAACUUUUGGUAUAGGAAUACAAGAAUGUAAUAACGAUCAUGAUUGUGGAGAUAAUUUAAAAUGUUGUUCUAAUGGAUUCGGUUAUCAAUGUCUUCGUCCUGUGAACCAAUCACAUACAAAUUGUUCGGACUUCAUGAGUAACUGUUUGAAUGGUGGAACAUGUUUAAGAAGAGAGGGUAGAUAUAUGUGUAAUUGUCCGGUCGUAUAUUCAGGUCCCCGAUGUGAAAUACGUGUACAGACAGCAUGUGAUGACAACCCUUGUAAAAACGGUGCCUCUUGCCAGGCUUAUCCGAAUGGAGAUUAUAGUUGUAGUUGUUCCAGCUCCUGGGGUAAAAACUGUGAAUAUCCAUCUCACGAUAACUGUAAUUGUACUUUUGGUAAUAGAUGUGUUCUGCGAGAAAGAUGUCAAGGGAAUGGAUACAACUAUACAAACUGUUUUGUUAGAAAAGAAUGUCAAGAUGUUAAUAUAUAUGAUCCAUGCGGAAGUCAACCAUGUUCUGAGAAUGCUGUGUGUGUAAUUAGUGCUAAUGGUGGCCAUCGAUGUCAAUGUAAAGAAGGCUUCUCGGGAGACAAUUGUUAUAUUAAUAAGAUGAUCUGUGAGCGAUCAAAUUUAACUGCUAGAUGUCAAAUGAAUGAUCAGUAUUCAGAGUGCAUAGGUGACGUUAAGAAUGGCCUACUAUGUAAAUGUUCUACAACAAGAUCUGGUAUCUUCUGUGAAAUUCCACACCCACAAGAACAAACAAGAUGUGAACAGAGAAGGGCCUUUUACAGAAUAGCCUUUGGACCUGUAACUCCUAAUUCUAUGAUGAUUCGCCAUUUGAUGAAUAUGACAGAAAUGACCAGUAAAAUGGAGGUCAAUUGUACAAGUGAUGGGAGCUUUAGUCCUGUACAGUGUGUAGAUAAUUAUGAUAUGUAUAGCAACAACAAGACUAGAAAAUGUUACUGUGUAGACGAACAAGGACGCAAUAAAUCAAGUUUGGUUAGCUACCCAGGUUAUCCCCCCUGUACAGCACCAAACAUUACCAAGGAUAUAUCCCAAAUAAUCUGUACUUAUCCAAUCGCAAUGAAUCUUUGUUGGAAUCAUGGUCGUUGUCUUGGUGAUAUCUUCCAUGGCAGGAUCUGUGAAUGUGCACCUGGAUUUUCGGGAAUCUUUUGUCAGAGAUCGGGUAACAGUUCAGUUCAACCGAAUUCACUGUGUACACUGGGUAGAGAAACCUUUAAUUUGGUGACUCGCAUCAACAAGGGCAACUUUUCGUGGGUAUCUGAUGAUACAAUCAUAGAGCCUGGUUCUAUUGGUCUUCCUGAAGGAGUAAAUAUUACCAACACCACAGAACAAAUAACCAACAUGGUACUUUCUAGUUUUGGUUCUAUGGUCUCACCUCUAAUUGAUAUGAUUCACAGUAGUUUUAUUCCUAGUCCUAACUGUACCCAAUCUGGUGGAUUUAAGCCAAGGCAGUGUGAAGUUAAUAUCAAUAAUGGUAGUAUUGGGGAUUGUUACUGUGUCUUUAGAAAUGGAACAGAACAACAAGGAACAAGAAUGAGAUAUCCUGAUACGCCAUAUUGCUAUCACUUGGACAAUGAAACAGAUGGAGUUGGGUGUAUUCCUGCUGUAUGUGGUCAACAAUGUAGAUAUGGUCUGCGUAGAAACGUGAAAGGUUGUGAAAUUUGUGAAUGCCGAACACCAUGUGAAGGUUUUCCAUGUGCUUCUGGAUCAAAAUGUGUUACAGAAGAAACUUAUAUUUGUGGGAACACGUGGUCGCCAUGUGACAGACCUGUAUGUAAACCAGUAACAAAACCUAGUAAAUGUCCGAAUGAAUUACUGGCUAACGUAAAGUAUCUGAUCAACAUGUACAGAAAUAUAUAUGAAUCUUGUGAUACAACCUGUAUCAAUGACGCUGAAUGUCCAGAUGAUUUGAAAUGUUGCCCAGGGUGUGGUAUGAAAUGUGUCAAACCUUUAGAAAAGAAAACUUGUUUAAGCCACCAUAAACAGGUUAUGCAUCAAAUUGAUCUGUAUAAGAAUCUGACCAUGAUGUUAAGUAACAGCUCCAUUUCCAGUCAAAUACAAUCCGAGUAUCCUAACAUGCUCGAUGCAGGAUAUCAUUGGAUGAAAAAUAUGACGAUGCUAUGGAAACCACAUUGUAGUGAAGCCGGUGAAUAUCUUCGAGAACAGUGUUAUUAUAAUAUGUCGGGUAAUGCUGAUGAACCAAUGAAAUGUUUUUGUGUUGAUCAUAAUGGUGGUAUGAUUGAUGACACACACAAUGAUGUUACAAAUACUACAUAUUCUCUCUUUACUUGUUCAGAGUUUAAACCCGGGGUGUGUCCAACUGAAGGACCAGGUAAUACAUCUUGUACACAAGACUAUGAUUGUAAUGGUCAAGAAAAAUGUUGUGGACGAGCGUGUCAAUUACCCUCUCAUAAACAACCAGGUAGAGUGAAUAUGACAGUACCAAACUUAUGUGAUAUAAAUGUUAACCUGUGUAAUACUACCGACCUGUCCGCACAGUGUGUCGGUAACUGGCAAGAUGGUCAUCUUUGUAACUGUAGACAAAAUGGAGGACCUGUAUGUUUAGCACCACAAUCAUCUGUUAUAAAAAUGACUGCCUGUGAGAAAAAGCGAGCAGUAAUGGAAUUGAUGAAAGGCGGGUUUUCUGGUCAGCUCCAAGGUAUUAAAGCAAGUGAAUACAACUUGACAACUGAAACUCUACAGAGAGGACUGGGUGAUCGUUACUAUAACCUCUCAGUGAUGGCCGCUACCUGCAAGCCCAAUGGAAAGUUUGAUGACAUUCAGUGUGACGUAAACAUCUUCACCAAUCAGAUGGAACGAUGUUAUUGUGUGAACUCUAAAGGUCACCGGAUUUUAGGUACAGAGGGUAAAGCAUUUGACACCCUACUAUGCUCAAAUAUGUGUCCAAUUGGUGAGCCACUGAAGAAUGGAACAAGUUAUAUUCGAUGUGGACAAGGUGUGCCAUGUGGAACUGGAUACUCUUGUAAUCUACAGAAGAUAGCUUCAACUAAUGGCGAUUAUUAUGAUGAAGGUUACUGUUGUUCAAACCAAACUAAAUCAGCACCAGAAGGUAGCUGUCCCGCCAAACCACCACGAUAUGGUGAGAGUAAACUAUGUAAAGAUCAGUGUAGUCAAGACAGGAACUGUAGCUCCGGUAGAAAAUGUUGUCUCACAUCAUGUGGAAAGAAAUGCAUCUUAGCCAGAGAGGAACAGCCAACAUUUAGAAAUGAACCAUGUCGACCAGGACUUAAACCUUUACAGAGAAGUGGUGAAUCUAUUUCUUGUGGUCGUGGGUCACCAGGUUUCUGUCCAUCUGGAUCCUACUGUGAUAUAGCACCCGAUGAUUCGUUCGCUGUAUGCUGUCCAGAUGAACCUAUGGAUGUUUGUUCUAUACUACAAGAUUCGGGAAUGUGUUUCGGGUAUAUGCCCCGAUGGUUCUUUAACAAAGAGAAUGGACGAUGUGAGGAAUUUAUAUUUGGUGGUUGUGGUGGUAAUGAUAACAACUUUAAUACGCAGGAGGAAUGCUGUAAUUCUUGUGGAGCAAAUGGCUGUAAGAAAGAUGAAUGCCCUGCAGUAAAGAAAGGUUUAGCCACGUGUGUUGAUAUGUGUCGUACAGAUGCUGAUUGUAAAGGGAGUGAACUCUGUUGUUCUAAUGGGUGUGGACAAACAUGUACCAUAGCAACAAAGAAUGCCACAUCAACAUGUUUCCAAGAGUUGGAGAAGGUCGCGCUGCAGAUGAAAUCUGGACAACUGAGUCAAUGUUCUUCCUUCUUUAUACCAAGAUGUAAUAUGGAUGGAACCUGGAAAUCACAACAAUGUUGGGAUAGUUUUGGUAUGUGUUGGUGUGUGUUGCCAAAUGGAACAAAAGUAACACAACCGACAAGGGGUACUGUUAAAUGUCCAAGACCAGCAGAAACGAGAAUUAUUGAUCAGCCUGUGUCCAGCAAUAUGCAAGUUUGUAAUGGAAAUGAAAGCGUUCAUUGUUGUAACCCAGACUUGUGUAAGAUGACUCACUGUCCAGCUAACCUCCAUGCUGUUUGUCGCAUCAAUCCCUGUGGAACUUGUUCAGUAGAAUUUUAUGAUUCUAAUCAGAAGGUUGACUGCACUGCAGGUUUGAGUAGGUGUGAACACCAUAGAUAUGAAGCACUGACUGCCAGAUAUCGACAUGGUAUGAACAACAUGACAAGCAAACCUCUGCCACAGCUGACUGAUAAUACUGUUAAUAAUACCAUACCUACAUUCACACCCAGAGAUAUUGUAAUGCGACCUGUAUGUGAACAACCGAAGGUAACAGGAAUGUGUCGAGCCUAUUUCGCAAGAUGGUACUAUAACUCGACUACUUUUAUGUGUGAGACGUUUGUUUAUGGUGGAUGUGGUGGAAACGACAAUAAUUUUGAAACUGCUGAACAAUGCUUUCACAAAUGUAAUCAACAAAUGAAUCCCUGUAAGGAUGUCAAGUGUGAGGUGAAUGAGCAAUGUAGAAUACAACCUGAUAACCCUAACUGUUUUUCAGGACCAUGUAGACUGAAUGGAGAGUGUAUUAAAGUUCACCCUGAACCACGUAUGUCUGGAGUGUUUAUGCCCACAUGUACAGAAGACAAGGAUUACCAAUAUAAACAAUGUCAAGAUAAUUAUUGUUGGUGUGUUAAUCGUGAUGGUGUCAUGUUUGAUUCAUCACUAACUAAAGAACCAUUGGAAUGCAACGAGGCUGGUCCUGUUACAGAAGUACAAACUGAAGUUUGCCCAGGUAACAGUAGUGUAGCUAACAAGGACUGCAUUGAUGCAUGUGCAUCUAAAAUCUGUCCAGACCAUCCAGACGCUAGAUGUUCUGUUGAUUUGUGUAGCAGUAACUGUUCUGUGAAGUUUGUCAAUAGAGCUGGACAUGAAGUUACUUGUGGUGAUGAUGUAUGUAAAGUUAUACAGGCAACUCCACAUAAAGACUGUAGCACUCCAGUUGUAUGUCCAGGAGGUGGUGCACCAUUAUUAUGCCCCAGUGAUGUAUGUAGUAGAGCUAGUUGCCCUGGUAACCCAUGUGCUGUCUGUUCAAUAGAUCCAUGUAGAUGUAAAGCGGUGUUUACAGAUAUAGUUACAAAAGAGAUUAUUACAGAUUGUCAAAAAGUAACGACAUCUUCGUGUAGAAUUAAUGUAUGUGAAGCAAUGAUCCGUAAGAAUCGAGCUGAUUUAAUGGGUAUAGCAUUAGAAUAUAACUGGUCACCGGCUUGUGAUGAUGCGGGCAGAUAUCAAACUAAACAAUGUAAUAUGUCAUCAUGCUGGUGUGUCGAUGGUAGUGGAAGACUAACAGCUUAUCUUCAAGAUGCUGCUGCUAGCUGCGUUCGUAAUGAAACAGCUUCAGUCGUUGUCAUAAUGAAAUUCCAACAAAAUUUCAACCAAGUUAGUUCUAAAUUAUCAGAAUUCGAAAGAGCUGUUUUGGAAAUGUGGAAUGAUAUGGAUUUAGGCAAAUAUGUAGAUUCCAUUGAGAUUCGAGCAGGGAGUGUUUUGGUAGAAACAACAUUUAAAGAUAAAAAUGCUGAUAGUACGAUAGCACCCAAUCCCAUUUUAAAUAUGAUACCAGUCCUGGUUGAAAAUAAGAUUAAGAACCGUGAAGCUGUUUUGGAUUGGAAUGGUGAGGAAUGGGUAGCAGAUGACCAGUAUUUUGAAUCUAGAAGAGUAUUUGAAGCUCAGACAGGAGGAGAGAAGCCUCCUGAACCUGCACCGGAGACCGAACUUCCUCUUGACAGAAACCUGAUAGUAGUUAUAGUUGUGGCUUGUGUUGUUAUUGUUGCUGUAGCAACUGGAAUAGUUGUGUGGGCAUGUUGUUGUAGGAAGCCCAAGAAAGAACAAUAUAUUGAAGAUACACUUGAUAAUGUAUCAUCUGGCUCCAACAAGUCCAGUCCACAGCCUCCGUUUGGUGUGAGUAACCAGUUGUACAUGACAGACAGCAACAAGAGCCUCUCUAAGCUUCAUUUUGAUGAAGAUUUUGAAAGUGAGGUUGUGAAAUACAAACUAUAAACACAACCUGAAAUUAUUCAAUUUAAGAUAGAAUUUAUUAUUGAAAACCAGUUUUGUAUAUUACAAAUAUUAGAAGUAAUAUUUCUGUUUAUUUAGAACUAACAUAAAUGCAACAUUUAUCUGUCAUAUCAAACAAGACUAUAGAUACUAAUCAUGGUAUUAAUAUUGUAAAUUUUAGUUUCAUUUUUAUUGAAAUGUGGUCGUUUAUUGUCGUUGCCCCCGUCCGUCGGUCUGGCGCCCACAGUUGCCCGUGGACACUCUAGAGGCUGGAAUUAAUAAACGACUGACUUUAAAUGCAUACACAAUGUUUAAGGUCAUGAAACGAAGAAACCUAUUGAAUUUCAACAAUGUCCAAUAAUUACUGCCAGAGUUAUGGCUCUUGAUCAAGUUGAAAUAUCUUGUGGAUGCUCUAGAGGCUAAAGUUAAUAAAACGCAGAAGCUUAUUGAUUUUCAAUGAUUUCUGAUAGUUACUGCCUGAGUAAUAGCCCUUGAUCACUCUAAGAAUUCUUGUGGACGUUCUGGAGGCUAAAGUUAAUAUCCAAUUUACUUUAGAUUUAUACACAGUGUUUAAUUUAAGGUCAUUCAAUGAAGAAUCUUAUUGAAUUUCAAUGAUUCCUGAUAAUUACAGCCAGAGUUAUGGUCCUUGAUCACUUUGAAAUAUCUUGUGGGCGCUCUAGAGGCUAAAGUUAAUAUCAGAUUGCCUUUAAAUUUUUGCACCGUGUUUAAGGUCAUGCAACAAAGAAUCUUGUUGACUUUCAAUGAUUUCCGAUAAUUACUGCUAUAGUUAUGACCCUUGACCACUUUGAAAUAUCUUGUGGACGCUCUAGAGGGUAAAGUUAAUAUCCGAUUGACCUUAAAUGUAUACAGAGUGUUUAAGUUCACAAAAAGAAGAAUCCUAUUAAAUUUCAACGAUUUCCAAUAAUUACUUCCAUGGUUAUGGCCCUUGAACACUAUGAAAAAUCUUGUAAUUACUGCCAGAGUUAAGGUCCUUGAGUAAAGGUCCUUGAUCAUUUAAAAUAUCUUGUGGAUGCUAUAGACGCUAAAAUUGAUAUCCGAUUGACUUUAAAUUUAUACACAGUGUUUAAGGUCUUGAGACGAAGAAUCCCAUUGAUAUUCAACGAUUUAGAGGCUAAAGUUAAUAUCCGAUUGAUUUUAUAUUUACACUGUGAUUAAGGUCAUGAGACGAAGAAGCCUAUCAAUUUUCAACAAUUUUCGAUGAUUAUGGCAAUUGAUAUUAAAUGUUUUGCAUGUUAAAUGUUAGAAUAGGGUAGAACUAGAAGCCAUAUGGGUUGUUACUCGUAAUCAGAUUUUAGUAGUGUUGUAAAUGUUUUCAUUUCUGACAAAAGAAAAAUUAUGCGACAACUCUUGUUGACUCUCCGGAAGACUUAGCUGCUGUGGGAGUAUGUUUCGUUGCCUGGCAACCUAUCUUUUUAUAUUUUGUAGACCUUUUAGACCAAGUUUUGUUAUAACCCAAAAUCAUAAUUUUAUACAAUAUAUAUUCCUAUUUGAAAUGUUUUAUUUUGAAAAUUACCAGUUUCCUCAUUCCUUGAUCUACGUAACAGUAGUAAAAAUAUAACUUUCUUUUUUCUAAACCGGUUUUAUAGUAUGUGUUUUUUUUAUAUAUUCUAAAUAAAAUAUUCUUAAAGA